AUGAAGCGUCCACCUGAAAAGACGGCGACGAGCAGGGCCAAAAGACCCAAGGCUUCAAGACCUAACGAAGGCAGCAGUCCAACCGGAGGGUCACCAAAGAAAUACGGCUCUUUCGCCGAUCAAGUCUUCGACGGCCAGGAUCUCGACGAGGAUGACUUGACCAAUAACGUCCAGGGCAAGUUGGCAAACUUCAACAAGCAUUUGAGAGCACGAAAGUCUUGGGCCGAGAACUUUAGAACCAAGAUUCGAACACAAAAUAGAGAGCUCAUUGAGGCGGUUAGACAAGCGAAGGAUGAAGUUCAAAGAAGGCAACAGGGCUUCAAGCAAGCGAUAUUACCAGUACUUGCUGGAUCCCUGAACCACCUUGAUACCGCCCAUGACCCAACAACGUCCAUUCACUUACCUCUCUUUCCCCAAUUUGUCAAGCAGUCUCCAGCUAUACAAAAGGCAUGUGAGGUGGUGGCAUACAGCGAGACACUGCUUGCCUGCUACGAUAUCCUUCGUGAAUCACCUCUCGCAACCCCAGAUAUUACGAAGAUGAAGGACGUAUUUGAGAAGGACAAAGCAGAGACCAUCAAGGCAUUUGAAACAAGCAAGAAGAUGGCGAUAAAUCAGCUGCAAGCUCAAUUGUCGGAUGUGGCAGGCGGAACGAAAGAGAGAUUCGCGUUAGACGAAGGGGAGCUUCACCUUGCAAAGAGGAUCAUCUAUGGCACGAAUAACACAAGUGCUGGUGAAACAGCGGGUGCUGGCAUAGGAUCACUCAUGCAUGAUUUUGGCAAAGUGGUUUCUGAGAUGCAGAAUUUGCUAGAGUAA
Messenger RNA from Lithohypha guttulata, 813 nucleotides. RefSeq lists its product as uncharacterized. Lineage: Eukaryota; Fungi; Ascomycota; Eurotiomycetes; Chaetothyriales; Trichomeriaceae. The transcript has 4 exons. The record is from RefSeq and is a predicted model, not a curated record. The coding region runs from base 1 to 813 and encodes 270 amino acids.